GGCAGAGCCGUCGCUGAGGCGCUGUCGGUGUCGGGCAGCGAGGCCGAUGAAGUACAUCCUGGUGACGGGCGGCGUGAUCUCGGGCAUCGGCAAGGGGAUCAUCGCCAGCAGCAUCGGCACCAUCCUCAAGUCGUGCGGGCUGCAUGUCACCUCCAUCAAGAUCGACCCCUACAUCAACAUCGACGCGGGCACCUUCUCCCCCUAUGAGCAUGGGGAGGUGUUUGUGCUGGAUGAUGGAGGGGAAGUGGACUUGGACCUGGGGAACUAUGAGCGCUUCCUUGACAUCCGACUCACCAAAGACAACAACCUGACCACUGGGAAGAUCUACCAGUAUGUCAUCAACAAGGAGAGGAAGGGAGACUACCUUGGCAAAACUGUCCAAGUUGUUCCCCACAUCACAGAUGCAAUACAAGAAUGGGUAAUGAGGCAGGCACGGAUUCCUGUGGAUGAAGAUGGCAUUGAACCCCAAGUUUGUGUGAUUGAGCUCGGUGGGACGGUGGGUGAUAUUGAGAGCAUGCCUUUCAUUGAAGCUUUCCGCCAGUUCCAGUUCAAAGCCAAAAGAGAGAAUUUCUGUAACAUUCAUGUCAGUCUGGUUCCCCAGCCAAGCUCUACAGGAGAGCAGAAGACUAAACCUACCCAAAACAGUGUUCGUGAACUCAGAGGUCUUGGUCUCUCACCAGAUCUGAUUGUUUGCAGGUGCUCCACUCCUUUGGAUACCUCAGUAAAAGAAAAGAUUUCCAUGUUCUGUCAUGUUGAACCAGAGCAGGUCAUCUGUGUUCAUGAUGUCUCUUCUAUCUACCGGGUUCCUCUGUUGUUAGAGGAGCAGGGAGUCGUGGACUACUUCAGGCACAGGCUUGACCUUCCCAUUGAGAGGCAGCCCAGGAGGAUGCUCAUGAAGUGGAAGGAAAUGGCUGACAGGUAUGACCGCCUCCUUGAGACGUGUUCCAUUGCUCUUGUUGGCAAAUACACCAAGUUUUCAGACUCAUAUGCGUCUGUCAUUAAAGCACUGGAGCAUUCUGCACUGGCCAUCAACCACAAACUUGACAUUAAGUACAUUGACUCUGCUGACUUGGAGCCGGAUACCCUGCGGGAGGAACCUGUCCGCUACCAUGAAGCAUGGCAUAAGCUCUGCAGUGCUGAUGGAGUUCUGGUUCCUGGAGGAUUUGGUGUUCGAGGGACAGAAGGCAAAAUUCAAGCUAUUUCCUGGGCAAGAAAACAGAAGAAACCCUUCUUAGGAGUUUGUUUGGGAAUGCAGCUGGCCGUGGUGGAGUUUGCACGCAAUAUUCUCGGGUGGCAAGAUGCUAACUCGACAGAAUUUGACCCCAAAACUGCUCAUCCAGUGGUCAUAGACAUGCCAGAACACAAUCCUGGGCAGAUGGGUGGGACCAUGAGGCUUGGCAAGAGAAGGACACUCUUCCAUACCAAGAAUUCAAUCAUGAGGAAGCUGUACGGAGAUCACGACUUCCUGGAGGAGAGACACAGACACAGGUUUGAGGUCAACCCAGAACUGAAGAAGUGUUUUGAAGAGCAAGGUUUGAAGUUUGUAGGCCAGGAUGAGGAGGGAGAGCGAAUGGAAGUGAUUGAGUUGGAAGAGCAUCCUUUCUUCGUUGGGGUUCAGUAUCACCCUGAAUUCCUCUCCAGACCCAUUAAGCCAUCUCCUCCCUACUUCGGCCUCCUCUUGGCCUCUGCAGGAAGACUCACACAUUACCUCCAGAAGGGCUGCAGGCUCUCACCCAGGGACACCUACAGUGACAGAAGUGGCAGCAGCUCACCUGACCUGGAGAUAACAGAGCUGAAGUUCCCAUCAGUAAAUCAUGAUGAUUCCUGGUAACUUUGAAUGACCUCAACCUCUUUCCUUAUGGAAACCUUUUCCUUGCCCAGCUGCCUCCUUGCAGCUGAACAUUUCACAUCAGGUGGUAGAAAACUGGCACCCCAUGAGAAGUGCUGAUGCUCACACACGUGUUCCAGCUGUGCUGCGGGAUGUGUGUCUGGGUAGCAGAUGUGUUUCCUUAGCAAAUUGACACAUAAUAAAGUAUAAAAAUACA
This is a messenger RNA of Neopsephotus bourkii (Bourke's parrot), 2045 nucleotides long. RefSeq names its product CTP synthase 1 (gene CTPS1). Gene Ontology annotation, molecular function: identical protein binding; CTP synthase activity. The record is from RefSeq and is a predicted model, not a curated record. Gene Ontology annotation, cellular component: cytoplasm; cytoophidium. Lineage: Eukaryota; Metazoa; Chordata; Aves; Psittaciformes; Psittacidae. Bases 47 to 1831 code for a protein of 594 amino acids. Gene Ontology annotation, biological process: pyrimidine nucleobase biosynthetic process; CTP biosynthetic process. The transcript is spliced from 17 exons.